This is a messenger RNA of Penicillium waksmanii, 1440 nucleotides long. RefSeq lists its product as uncharacterized. Bases 1 to 1440 code for a protein of 479 amino acids. The record is from RefSeq and is a predicted model, not a curated record. Lineage: Eukaryota; Fungi; Ascomycota; Eurotiomycetes; Eurotiales; Aspergillaceae. Gene Ontology annotation, biological process: cytoskeleton organization. The transcript has a single exon. Gene Ontology annotation, cellular component: cytosol.
AUGGAUAUCCCGCCUCCGGCUGGCGACGUCGCUAUGUCCGAACCCGAGUCCGAACACCACAUCGUCAAGGCCGACGAAAUGGAUCAGACGGGCACAGAUAUCUCGCCCGUCUCAGACGACCAAUUGAUGGAGGAAGUCGCUCAGGGCAUUCGCCAAGAACAAGAACAAGCUGAACAGGCCGCGCCUACAGCGGAACCCACCCAGCCUGAGCAAGCCCCCAAGCGACCCGAACUUCGUCGAGAUAACUCUGCGCCUCCUCCUCCUCCGCUUCAACCACCUCCUCCAGCCCCAGUUCAGCAGGAUGCAGAUCGCCCAACAGACUCCCUAAGUCUGGCUCAGCUGCGUAAGCUUGUGCAAGACAUGCCCAAGAUCGAACAACCUGCUUAUGCGUUCGAAUAUGCCGAUGCUCAAUCAUUCCCAGAUGAGAUUGAGGAAUGGUUCCAGUACAAUGAGUUCGAUCGAGUCAUGUUGGUUGGCAUGAAGUCCACUUUCGGCCGCCAAUGGAGCGACUUCACCUUGAGAUAUGCCUCGCAAACCCCUGGAGUAUCAUGGAUAGAAGCCUCGGAAAGCUUGCGCCGGAACUUUGUUAGAGAAUCUCUCGAUAAAACACGGCACCCGGACGUUUCGGUGCGACUGGAAGCCCUGGAGAAUAUCUGCUAUGCUGUGACGGGUACAUGGGGUUCCACCGCCGGACGAGUCGCGCAAGACUUCCCAUCCAGCCCCGAUUCGAAGACAGCGGAGACUUCUCGAUCAAAAUCUCUCCAAAUUGAGUGGAUUGAACAGAACGUCUCGCUUGUCCAACAAUGUGAUGGAAUUUCCGUUCUAGUGGAGAGAUUGAGUCAAAUAUUCGACAAGAGCCGCCCCUCCUUUGGUCCUGACCCUGAUGGGAUUGAAUUUGAACAUCUCAGUGCAGGGGACAUUGCCGCCCCAGAGCGUGAGGCCAAUUUAUUGCUCACUUCAUUGUACUUCACCGUUGAAGUGGGCCGAAGGCAAGAGGGCCAAGACCCCCAGUGCACUCUAAUUCGUGAUUCGCUUGUCGAAUCCAAGCCCUGCCUAUUGGUAGCAAUUGUUGAAAUCAUUGCGAGGCUGAGAUGGGACGAAUCUGCCAAUAUUCCCCUCACUAGAAUCAUCUUGCUUUUAUGGAAGACGUUACUCCUUGUCUUCGGUGGCACCGAGCGGUUAAAGAGAGCCAAAGAAGUUCUGGAACCAAAAUUCAAGACUGAAGAGGACUCGACGAACCGAAGAACUCCCUUCUUAACCGCAUCACCCUUGGACUAUCAGACCUUCCGUCAGGAAAUCACAUCCAAAUAUCCUGCCUACAACCCCCCGCCAGCUCUCGUUCCCCUUGAGCUUGAUAAUAAUUCAAUUCUCCCACCUCUCCCCCCAACAUCCCCACAAAACAACAGCGCCAUUCUGCGGAGUUGGCCCGUCUGUCGCUAG